GGGGGUGAGGGGGGGGAGGAAAGAGGAAGUAUGGUGCCAACAAGUCGGGCAAGUCGUCGUGGAUGACCGCAGGGACUGCAGCCUCAGACAGCUCGGCACGGACAACAUCUUCGCACAAGACCGGCUACUCUGCCUUUGGUGGCAUACUCGACUCGGACGAGGACGAUGUGGUGGACAUGGACUUGGGCAACAAUCUGGAUGACGUCAGACAUGGAUUCUUGUCAUCCCAUCGGACUGCUGCUGCAAGUACCGCAACUGGGGCUGGGCAUGGGGUUGAGGACAUGGACAUCGCCACCAGCCCUGUGUCCACCUCCAAGGCAAAGGCCAAGACAUCAUCGGCCAGGAAAACGCACAAGAAGACAAAGUCCAAGACAUCGGCCAAAAAGACGCCCAAGAAGACAAAGUCCAAGACAAAGCUCACGCCCAAGCCUGCACCCGAGACCACGCCUCGCGCCAAGCCCACCACAUCGUCCAAGACAAAGUCCAAGACAAAGUCCAAGACAAUGCCCAAGACAAAGCCUGCACCCGAGACCACGCCUCGCGCCAAGCCCACCACAUCGUCCAAGACAAAGUCCAAGACAAAGUCCAAGACAAUGCCCAAGACAAAGCCUGCACCCGAGACCACGCCUCGCGCCAAGCCCACCACAUCGUCCAAGACAAAGUCCAAGACAAAGUCCAAGACAAUGCCCAAGACAAAGCCUGCACCCGAGACCACGCCUCGCGCCAAGCCCACCACAUCGUCCAAGACAAAGUCCAAGACAAAGUCCAAGACAAAGUCCAAGGCAAAGUCCAAGACAAAGUCCAAGACAAAGCCCAAGACAAAGCCCACCACGUCGUCCAAGACAAAGCCAACGCCCAAGCCCGCGACAAUGCCCGCCUCCGACUCCCUCCGCACCGGGGCGGCCGCAACCACCGCAACGAGCACCCGUGCACUCUCCCGCGACACUUCAUCCACGCCACUGAGGCGUGGGCCGGCUGCCGCAGGUGACUCAACUGCCAGCGACGAACCUUCAAGCGGCCCGGCCCGCGACACCUUGCUGGCCUGCCGCAUCAAGAUGCGACCGCGCCGCCGUGCUGUUGCCCACCUCUCUCCCAACCAGUUUUGCGAGGUCUGCCUCACACCCAAGCACAGCCGCGCCGCCGCCUCGUGCCACGUCUGCGGCCUCCACUACCCGCCCCAGCUCCAUGAUCUCGACGCCGCCUUUGACCUCGCCGCCGUUCUUGUGGUGGCCAACCUCGGUCGUGUCGACGAGGAUGGUGCGUCUGUCGUCGACGUCGUCUCGCCGCGGUCCGCCUCCGUCACUGCUUACAAGCGCGGAGGCAUUGUCCGCGACGCCAAGGUUCUCGCCGAGCUAGAGGCCGCCGCCCGCAAGCGCCUUGAGGCUGCCCGCGCCAAGAUUCAAAGCGACGUCGCUACCUUUGAUAGUGCUCCGACAUGGCACUUUAUGCACACUCGCUUCAAGUCUUUUGACGACGACACUCUCGCCAAGCACAACGCCGCUCUCUUUCCGCCUCGUUCCUCGUCUCAGCUGCCUCUCUACAACCGCACGCACCUCGGGUCGCUCAAGGCAGAUUCGCGUCAUAUCGUCUUCUGA
This is a messenger RNA of Thecamonas trahens ATCC 50062, 1595 nucleotides long. RefSeq lists its product as uncharacterized. The record is from RefSeq and is a predicted model, not a curated record. The transcript is spliced from 2 exons. The coding region runs from base 63 to 1595 and encodes 510 amino acids. Lineage: Eukaryota; Apusomonadida; Apusomonadidae.